GGUGACAAACGGUGCAGGUGCAGCAUUUUUCUAGUAGACAGUGUGUGUGAAAGUUAAGUGUGUGGCAGUUUAACUUGUCUUAAUUGUUCGUUUUCAUGAGUAAGUCAAUGUAGGAUCGUGACGUUUAAUAUUCUGACACUCGUAAAACAACUUUUCAUGCAAAAUGUUUCCAGGGUUGCUUUUAAAAAUAGUGCUGUUGUUGUUGCUUACCUUGACUGACAGCUGCUGGGCUUCUUUGCCUCUGGUAAUAAAUACCUGGCAUUUCCAGAAUGCUGCGGCCACAGCAUGGCGCACUCUCCGCUCCGGUGGCUCCGCGCUGGAUGCCGUGGAGAGGGGAUGUGCGCAGUGUGAGAUGGACCAGUGUGAUGGCAGCGUAGGCUUUGGAGGGCACCCUGAUGAGAAUGGGGAGACGACCCUCGAUGCCAUGAUUAUGAAUGGCAAUACGAUGGAAGUGGGGGCAGUGGGAGACCUCAGGCGGAUUAAGAAUGCCAUUGGUGUGGCUCGGGUUGUGAUGGAGAAAACAAAACACACAUUCUUGGUUGGAGAAUCUGCGUCAGUUUUUGCUGAAAACAUGGGCUUCACUGCCGAAGACUUAACAACUAACACAUCACUAGAUACUUUCAAAAACUGGCUGAAUAACAAGUGCCAGCCCAAUUACCGUAAGAAUGUUUCCCCGGACUCUUCAGCAUCAUGUGGGCCUUACAAACCAGGGGCCAUUUCCCAAAAGAAACGGAAAGUAGAGCACCUUGACAUAAGCUCACAUGACACCAUUGGUAUGAUUGUAAUAAACAGCACUGGGAGCAUAGCUGCGGGAACAUCAACCAAUGGCGCAAACCACAAGGUUCCAGGGCGUGUGGGAGAUUCACCGAUCGCUGGAGCAGGAGCCUAUGCUGACAGCACGGCGGGGGGCGCAGCUGCCACAGGGGACGGAGAUGUUAUGAUGCGCUUCCUCCCAAGUUACCUUGCUGUGGAGCUCAUGCGAGUAGGAGUAGACCCAUCCGCAGCUUGUAAAAAAGCUGUCACACGAAUCAAACAGCACGUCCCAGACUUCUUUGGUGCAGUCAUCUGUGCCAAUACCACGGGGGGUUACGGUGCAGCCUGCAAUAAAGCGCCAGGAUUUACCACAUUUUCUUUUAUGGUGUAUAAUUUGCAGUCAAGUGAACCUGUUGAAAGAAAAGUAGAUUGUAUUUAACUAUGUUGACUUAACGGCUAUUGAGUGACAUAGCUGAUCUAUGUCAAGCUGCUGUGCAGGUUGCAAAAUAUUUCUGUGUCUUUUGUCCUGGAGUUUUUCCUCGUGCACUAAAUAUUGAAAUGAUCAAAUGUACAGAAUCAACUGUCAGCUGUGAAUUGCUUCAGCCUCCAAAGGUUGCAAAGUGUUUAUAUACUGAAUAAACUAUAAUUGUACA
Molecule: messenger RNA, 1406 nt
Organism: Scleropages formosus (Asian bonytongue)
Lineage: Eukaryota; Metazoa; Chordata; Actinopteri; Osteoglossiformes; Osteoglossidae
Gene: aga
Product: aspartylglucosaminidase
Exons: 9
Coding region: 164-1192 (342 amino acids)
Biological process (GO): protein deglycosylation
Cellular component (GO): cytoplasm; lysosome
Molecular function (GO): N4-(beta-N-acetylglucosaminyl)-L-asparaginase activity
Source: RefSeq, a predicted model, not a curated record